Molecule: messenger RNA, 1042 nt
Organism: Hyaloscypha bicolor E
Lineage: Eukaryota; Fungi; Ascomycota; Leotiomycetes; Helotiales; Hyaloscyphaceae
Exons: 1
Coding region: 246-947 (233 amino acids)
Source: RefSeq, a predicted model, not a curated record
UCUCUAGGCAGCCAGCGAAGGAUGCUGUACCUAACCUUGAAAGGAAGAAAUCAAUGUCCAUCCGGCGCGAAAUGAGCUAGGGCAAGCAUAAAAACAGAAGUCCUUGACUUUCCUAUGACGGCUACUUUGGCAGAGUGUGGCCGAAGGAUCAAGACGGUGUGCGCUCUGCUCUGCCAUCCGAGAUUCGGCAAGCUCCUUCCUCCUUCCUCUUCCGACAUUCUUCGGCCCAUGUGGAAGCGCUCGGAAUGACCUUUCGGGCUCACUGUUCCACAUUUCCCUGUGCAUUGACACUCUCUCCCUCUCCCUCUGACCCCGAGGGCCUGAGGACGAAGAUUGGCAUUUUUGCCCUCCACCCUCACGAUCCCCAUCCCAGUACAUCCCUAUCUGCAGAUCUUCGGCCGCCUUGCCCUGAGGUACCACACCUCGCCACCUCCCCUCCAAUGAACAUGUCCGCAGAUCGGCACGUUUACGGAGUAGUAUUGAUUGCAAUGCAAGACAUACCUACCUCAAUGCAUAUGCAUGCAAUCCUCCAAUCAACCCUCUUUUCCUCAUCCCACCAAUGCUGCCACCUUUGCACUCCACCUCGCUCGAACCGGGCGGGCGAGUUGCCUAAACUCGGGAGAUCGACUGGGGUGUUUCGCGGGAUGCAUCCGCUGCGGCGUUCUGCUGCACGUGCAAGAGGGCCCAAAAGUAGCAGAAGAUGGGAGCAAAGCUGCCUUCCCAUCCUGGCGCGGCGGCAGGAUAAUUCAAUCAAUCUAUUCGCAGAAAGCAGAUCUAAAUUUGGAGCGAACCAUUCGCUAAAGUUAAUGAACGGCAAGGGGCGGGCGUUGCUGGUGGUGUGCAACUCAUCUGGAAGAAUACAAGACAGAGAUCGACAUGCUCCUCUCAUUCAAGAUCCUGAUCCGCGUCAGAUCAUCCAGACGUCAGUGCUGACAGCGGUUGGAUAAAGUUAAAUGUACUACUGUACUACUGUCCGCGUGCAGUAUUUGUCGAGGAGGAGCCGUAGCCGCCGAAAACAUGCCAGUGACCGAGUACCGCCUCA